Cariama cristata (Red-legged seriema) is the source of this 1461-nucleotide messenger RNA. It is a transcript of the gene ADCK2, whose product is annotated as aarF domain containing kinase 2. The record is from RefSeq and is a predicted model, not a curated record. Gene Ontology annotation, molecular function: protein kinase activity; ATP binding. Gene Ontology annotation, biological process: protein phosphorylation. Gene Ontology annotation, cellular component: mitochondrion. The annotation marks the transcript as partial. The transcript is spliced from 8 exons. Lineage: Eukaryota; Metazoa; Chordata; Aves; Cariamiformes; Cariamidae.
AAGCUGGGCCAGUGGGCCAGCACUCGGAGGGACCUCUUCUCUGAGGACUUCUGCGAUGAGUUUUCUAAGCUGCAUGUCGAGGUGAGCCCACACCCGUGGGGCCACACUGAUGAGCUUCUAAGGAAGGCCUUUGGCGAGGACUGGAUGGGCAUCCUCAAGUUCCAAAGCCAGGAGCCGGUCGGCUCGGGCUGCGUGGCCCAGGUGUAUAAAGGCUAUGCCGACCUCACGGCUAUCGCGGGCUCCCAGGCCAAGGAGCCAGCGCAACACUCGGAGUUAAAGUCCGCUUUUGAAGCAUGGGAAGUGUCAGGCUUUAGAGGCCUCCUUAGGUGGCUGAGGAGGAGGAAGAGCAAGGAGAUAUGGGAUGAGAGGAGCAGGGAGGAGCUGAGCCCAGCAGACUGCCCCGGGGGAAGUCCUGUGAGUGGGAUGUCCCUUAUGGAGCAGAUGGCCAAACCACUCCUGAACGCAAGUCCUUCGUCAGCCAGACAUCUCACGCCCGUAGCCAUUAAAGUCCUGCACCCUGACCUGGUCCAACAAGUCCAGAUGGAUCUGUUCCUCAUGAAGAUCGGUAGCCACAUCAUUGGACUUCUCCCUGGAUUCAAGUGGCUCAGUUUGACAGAGAUCGUGGAGGAGUUUGAGAAGCUUAUGAUUCAGCAGAUUGACUUACGCUAUGAAGCCAGAAAUCUGGAGCGCUUCCGACAAAAUUUCAUAGAUGUUGAUUUUGUGAAGUUUCCAACUCCUCUUCGGCCUUUGGUAACGACAGAUGUUCUAGUGGAAACGUUUGAGGAGAGUGAGCCUAUUUCACACUACCUGCAUGCGGAGAUUGCCACAGAGCUGAGGCAGAGACUUGCAAAGAUGGGCAUGGACAUGCUGCUAAAGAUGGUCUUUGUUGACAACUUUGUCCAUGCUGACCUGCACCCUGGGAACAUCCUGGUUCAAGGCACAGCGCACGUCGGCACCAGCUGCAAGGAACAGACAGCCAUCGUGGACCUGUGUGACACGCUUGUGGUGGAAGUGCAACCACCCCUCAGGCGGCUCUGCCUGGUGCUGCUGGACGCGGGGAUCGUGGCGGAGCUCCAGAGCGCUGACAUGCAGAACUUUCGGGCGGUUUUCACGGCUGUGGUCCAGGGCCAGGUGAGGCCAUUAGUGGCAGAACUUAUCCUUCAUCACGCCCGUGCUAACCAGUGCCAAGAUAUCGAGCGAUUCAAAGCUGAGAUGGCGGAACUAGUGACCAAGGUCCGGGGGAACACCAUUGCCCUGGGAAAGCUUCAAGUGGCAGAUCUCCUCUCGAAUGUCUUUAAACUAUUGAUGACCCAUAAGGUGAAGCUCGAGAGCAAUUUUGCUUCCAUCAUCUUUGCCAUCAUGGUUCUGGAAGGUCUUGGUCGUUCACUGGACCCUGAACUGGACAUUCUAGAGGCAGCUAAACCACUGCUCAUCAAAACUGCAGCUUCUGUUCUUGAAUAG